Sphaeroforma arctica JP610 is the source of this 2241-nucleotide messenger RNA. RefSeq lists its product as hypothetical. The coding region runs from base 369 to 1766 and encodes 465 amino acids. Lineage: Eukaryota; Ichthyosporea; Ichthyophonida. The record is from RefSeq and is a predicted model, not a curated record. The transcript has 2 exons. Gene Ontology annotation, molecular function: glycosyltransferase activity.
CAGUAGAGUAGCUCCUGAAUUUGGUCUUAUCUCUCAAAUCUACUAGAGAGACAGAGAGAGAGAUGAAAGAGUGCGACUCGUCAGUCGUCACUCGAUAUAGCUAUAAAAUACCAAUUCAUGUAUUGCGCACAUACCACAUUUAUUAAAAGCUUCCUCUGUGUUUGGUUCUCCGUUAUACCCCUAUUGUUCUUCUCCUACCAGUGCGAUUCAAAAAAAAACCCCCCACUUCAUUUUUAAACUGUAUGCUAUAAUACGAUACUGAGUCGCUUUCAUAUGCAUAUGGGUACCGUCAUAUAAGCAGAUCAGAUCGAUAUAGGAAACCCGAGGAAUAAUACAGGCUCAGCUGGUUCUACAACGAUUCGACAGGAAUGGGACUUUACAGUGGGAAUAACUAUCGGCUUCGCACCUUAAGGCUGACCCUAGGGUGUAUCGGUAUAUAUAUUAUUUCUAAAUAUGGGAUCUUCGGAUACAUAUCCAAUAGUAUACUAUCAGGGGAAAGAACACAUUCUCUAUAUACAAGCGCACGCGGCGCUGACAAUGGAACCGAUGUAAGGAAAAGGCCGUUGAACACAUUGAGCCGAAUUGACCAUCUAUCAUUAGAUAGUGGUGAACUAGCCCAGCCUGAGAAGCACCUGGACAAGCCAAAGUUGAAGCGAGGGCACGAUACUGUGCCAGAUCUCACACAUGAUCGGUUAAGUGUGUUAAGUGGUGAUCAACCAACCAACACAAGGGGGAGCGUGACAGGUGAUAGUCAACCAAUAGACACAAAUACGGAUGCAUCGAAUUCACUGGACGAAAUCAGUCAUACAGCACCGUUUCGAGACGUAAGUGCUGCUCGGCAGGGUGGCAAUAAGACUGUAACUUCAGCGCACACAUCGAGACCCGCGCGUAUCUCGUACGUGUUCUUGACGCAUGAUUCGCUGCCGUUGUGGGAUGUAUGGACCGAGUACUUUCGCACCUGUACAGAAGGGAGCUAUGACAUUGUUGUACACUCCCAACUACCCAUGACUGUACUGGGCGGGCCUGAAGUACACUAUGUAGCACGAAGCCAGAUACUGCAUGGUCCGUUGCGAUUCAGUGUGAACAUGCUACACGCAUCCUUCCACUUGUACCGGAGUGCACUAGAACGCGGUUGUGGUGUCGACGAUGCAUUGGACUGUGAAGAAAGUCAACUACCCGACUUCAUUCAGCUGCUUAGCGACAGUUGUGCGCCAAUCAUGACCUGUCACGACGUGCACGCCUACACCGGGGAUUAUCGAGGUGCCAGUUUCGUCGAAGCCGAGCGCAACCCGUACAACGGUCUUCUCAAGGGCUCACAGUGGAUAGCUCUAACCGGAACCCACGCACUAGAACUGGUGCGGAACGAAGACAGGAUAGUGGACAAAUGGGACGGAUGGGGGGGGGGGGCGCCUGAUGAGUAUGCCAUCCCCGAUAUCAUGCAGGAGCUCAAGCUGCCGAUACACCAUCGUGUGUUGACCUUCGCGGUGUUUAAGAUUGAUAGCACGUACAGGUGGUUCAUAAGACUGGCCAAGAAGCGGAAAGUCCGGCUAGCGCAAAUAGGAGACUACUCACAUCCUUCAACAUUCCAGUCAACGAAGAGCGUAGCGCUGAUGAUGUGGGCGCUACAAGGUAACAACACUAUGGCUUUUGCGAGGAAAGUGGAACCUGGCCCUGCCAGCGAUUAUAUAAUAGAGACUCUGAAAAAAAGGCGGAAGUUGCUCAGAAUAGACGGACAGGAAAGGGGGAAGGAUGUCAAGGAAAACUAGCGAACAGAAUAGUUUGUAUGCACACAGGAUAGUGUACAAGCAUCUUGACACUAUAAAGAGCAGGUCAUAAAACCACUACAUUCGGAACUGAGUCUUCGGCUGCUGUACAUUCGUAUUCACCGUCUAGACAAUCCGACAGUUUACUUGGGCAGUUUGUCGUGCUUUGUUUUUAGUACGAGUGCUGAAAGUCUGUGCAAAAACGACACGAUCGAUUUGGUUGUACCAAGUUACCGACGUGUCGAAAAAUUGAUCCAUUGAAAUUCUAUGACUGACGAUCGAGGUAGUCUGUUUAACUUCUGCCCUUAGCACUUUAUUACUAAAAACGUUCACUUCUACAAUUGAUACAAAAUUAGCCCUUUCAGGUGCAUUGAUGGAGAAUAUGGGUACACACUGUAAUAUUUUGCAACUUCGAAUCUCAGCAACAUAUAUUGCAAGUAACUGUGUACACACCAACUUCCCUUUGGAUAUUGUAAAA